Molecule: messenger RNA, 251 nt
Organism: Medioppia subpectinata
Lineage: Eukaryota; Metazoa; Arthropoda; Arachnida; Sarcoptiformes; Oppiidae
Source: the annotation of a GenBank genome assembly
GGUAUAUCAGUUGUGAAAACACGAUUUACAAACCUGACAUUAUUAACGAUAAUAUUGACGCGGAGGGCAAUUUGACCAAGAAACAUUUCUAUAUGGACCAAAAUGUACGCGAAAUAGGCCACGAUCUAGACAUUGUUAAAAAUGACCAUGCCGAAUCGCAGUCUGCCAUGUUACUUCAGAUAACUAAUUUGACCGAGCGUCAAUCGCGCAUGGAAGAUGAUAUAAUUGAUGUGGGUGAUCAAGAUAAUAAU